Molecule: messenger RNA, 706 nt
Organism: Columba livia (rock pigeon)
Lineage: Eukaryota; Metazoa; Chordata; Aves; Columbiformes; Columbidae
Gene: COMMD1
Product: copper metabolism domain containing 1
Exons: 4
Coding region: 41-562 (173 amino acids)
Biological process (GO): regulation of proteasomal ubiquitin-dependent protein catabolic process; negative regulation of sodium ion transmembrane transport; copper ion homeostasis
Cellular component (GO): endosome
Source: RefSeq, a predicted model, not a curated record
CGGGCGGGGCGGGGCCGGCGGUAGCUCCGCCCUCUCCAGGAUGGCGGCGCCGGAGCAGCCGCCGCCCGAGGGCUCGAAGCCGCUGAGCGGGCUCCUCGGCGGCAUCGCCCAGGCCGCCUACUACGGCAACGCCGACAUCACGGAGGAGCUGCUGCGCGGGCAGCUCUACCCCGAGGCGGCGCCCGAGGAGUUCCGUGCCCUGCGCGCCAAGAUGGGCGGCCUUCUGCAGUCAAUUGCUUCAGCGGACAUGGAUUUGAAUCAGCUGGAUCCUUUUCUCACUGCCCAAACCAAAAAACAAGGUGGCAUCACAUCUGAUCAAGCUGCUGUCAUUGCAAAAUUUUGGAAGAACCACCGAAUGAAGAUCCACGAGAGCCUGAUCAAUCAAAGCCGUUGGGAUAAUUUCUUGAAAAACAUGAACUGGCGAGUGGAUCUGAAGUCGCAGUCAAGACACGUUGAUCAGAUAAACACCCCUGUUGCAAUAGUUGAAAUGGAACUGGGAAAAAAUGGGCAGACCCAACCAGAGCUGUAUACCAGUGUCCCUAAGAAAGUGUCAGCGGAAUAAGCAGGAAUCGGAGUUUCUCUGUCUGGAGUUUGAUGAGGCCAAGCUGAGCCAGAUGCUGAAGAAACUCUCAGAAAUCGAGGACAGCAUGACUUUGUUGACUCAGACAACUUAACAAAAUAAAGAGGUUUCAACUCAGAAAACAAA